Messenger RNA from Lathyrus sativus (Indian pea), 507 nucleotides. NCBI's taxonomy places the organism in Eukaryota, Viridiplantae, Streptophyta, Magnoliopsida, Fabales, Fabaceae. The record is from the annotation of a GenBank genome assembly.
AUGGAAGGUGAACAAGGGGUAGAUACAGAGGAUGGAGCAGAGGUGGACGUGACCAAUGCAAUUAAUGCAAUGUGGAAAAGGUUUAGGUCGUUAGAUGUUGCAGGAAAUAAAACACUAAAAAAUAGGGUGUGUGAAAUUGCUUACCCCACUACAAUAAAAAUGGUCCCACCGCCUGAAAAAAUAAAGACCAAAGGAGGAGUGAAGAGAAAAUGGAAGAAACUUGUGGGAUAUGAUGUUUAUCAUGAUCCUUCAUGUCAUGAAUAUGUUGAUCAAGCACACAACACUUAUCAAAAAUCUUCAAAGAGGCCAUGUUCACAGUUAUCCCAAACGUCAAAGAAGAAACCAUCUAAUAGGUACAUUGUACAAUUUCCAGAGCAUAUCAUACAAUUUAUUGAUGAUAUUGUUGAUGUUAAGAGGGAGAGAAGUUGUGGGUAUAGAAUGAUUGCAUCAAUGUAUGGAUAUGGUGAGGAUGGUUGGUCAAUGGUUCGUCGUGAUUUGAAUAAUUAA